UAUAUAUCCUUCAAGCACCCGCGAAGCUUUGCAAUAUUAAUUCCCUGUUUCUUGCCAUCAUGGUCGACAUAGUUGUUCUCGGGGCGACAGGCUAUACUGGUCGCCUUAUAGCUCGGUACCUCGCUACGCAUCCGCAACGUUCGUCCUUCACGUUUGGUCUUGCCGCAAGGUCGCAGUCAGCACUCGAGGGCGUUUUUCGAGGACUCAAUCUCUCGACAGACGAUGUACCCGCAUUCACCGUGGACGUUACGAAACCAAGUGACGUAAGCGCUGUGGUACAACAGGCCAGGGUUGUGAUUAACACCAUUGGCCCAUACUGGCGGUGGGGAACUUCUGUUGUCCGAGCUUGUGUGCAUCAUGGGAAACAUUACGUGGACUUGACAGGGGAGCCCCACUGGGUAAAGGAUAUUAUCUUUGAACUCGAUUACGCAGCUCUCAAGUCAGGUUCAAUUGUGGUCCCUUGUUGCGGGUUAGACUCAGUACCUUCUGAUGUUCUCGCAUUCAUCGCGAACAAGACACUGAAAUCCUUCGGUGGGCCGUCUGCCACAAUCGACCUCUCCACUUCGGCGUGGGAGCUUGGUGGUGCUAGUAUCUCAGGAGGCACUUUCUCUACCAUCCUCACUGCAUUGGAAGACGUUCCAAAACAAACAAUGCUAGCGUCAGGGCGGGAUUUUGCGUUGAGCCCAGUGAAAGGACCCCGUUCUCCUCGGCCUCGUAUGCUUUAUAACUUGCCAUACUCUGAUCCACCCGUAUACGGAGCGUGGUAUUUCAUGGUACUCGCCAAUCGCCAGGUCGUACAGCGCUCGUGGGGCCUGUUUGAACUCGCAUGCCGUGCCAACCAUCACGAUGUGGCUGCUGUCGCUCAAUCAUCCUACGGUCCGAAUUUCAAGUACGAGGAAUUCGUAGUUCAGCGAAGUGCACUCUAUGCCGUGAUGUAUUCAACCAUAUUCUCUGCGAUAGCAGGAUUACUUGUCCUCUUCCUGCCUGUGAGAUGGUUCGCCCAAAGAAUAAUGCCCAGUCCUGGUGAAGGCCCCUCUGAGAAACAACUCCAGACUGGCUCUCUCGAAAUCACCAACAUUACUACGUCCAGUCCGAACUCCAAAGGAGAAAAGAUCGUUGUACGAAGUAUUUUUCGGGGUCGAGGUGACCCUGGUUACCUCCUAUCAUCCAUCAUUAUUUCAGAAUGCGCGCUAGCGCUGGCUUUGGAUGGUGCAACCUUACCUCAAAUAAGCAAAAGUGGUGGCGUCUUGACUCCUAUGACCGCUUUUGGAGACAUUCUCAUUGAGAGGUUGAGGAGAUCAGGUCGUAUCGAUGUUGAAAGUGAGUUGUUAGUCGGGACGGAGCCACGUAAGACACGUUGAACAUGGACUCUUAUCGUCAUCAUUUUGUCGUCUUACGAGUGUUCCUUCGACCGACGCUCAUCUUCAUUAUUUUCUAUCAUCUCCAAAAUCACACUUAUUUAUACCUCGUAUAACUUGCCAAGGCCCAGUGCGUCUUAUGAUCAAUCGGGUUUUGCCGUUCUACAUCCAUCUGGGAGACCCCCUAGCAUUUGAGUAAACUUGUUGCAGAGAGCAUAUUUCUACAAAGGG
Messenger RNA from Suillus clintonianus, 1589 nucleotides. Its product is annotated as Saccharopine dehydrogenase-domain-containing protein. The transcript has 7 exons. Gene Ontology annotation, biological process: glycolipid biosynthetic process. The coding region runs from base 60 to 1361 and encodes 433 amino acids. NCBI's taxonomy places the organism in Eukaryota, Fungi, Basidiomycota, Agaricomycetes, Boletales, Suillaceae. The record is from RefSeq and is a predicted model, not a curated record. Gene Ontology annotation, cellular component: plasma membrane; lipid droplet; mitochondrion.